Molecule: messenger RNA, 1053 nt
Organism: Papaver somniferum (opium poppy)
Lineage: Eukaryota; Viridiplantae; Streptophyta; Magnoliopsida; Ranunculales; Papaveraceae
Product: protein ALP1-like
Exons: 4
Coding region: 1-1053 (350 amino acids)
Source: RefSeq, a predicted model, not a curated record
AUGGAGAAAUUUGUUUUCUUAAGGUUGACUCACAUUUUAAGAGAAAGAGAACUUUUACGUGACAGACGAUGGGUUACCAUAGAAGAGCAGUUGGCGAUUUUCCUACUCACGAUUGGACAUAAUGAAGAUAAUAGAAUAUUACAAGAAAGAUUUCAACAUUCCGGUGAAACUAUAAGUAGAUACUUCAAUGAAGUAUUGAGAGCCAUCAUGGAACUUUCCAAUGAACUUAUAAAACCUCCUUCUUUUUCUGAGGCUCCAGCUGAAAUACUCAACAACUCUAAAUAUUUCCCAUGGUUCAAGGAUUGUAUUGGCGCUAUAGACGGAACACAUAUUAAAGUGAUUGUACCACUAUCCCAACAAACACCAUACUUCAAUAGGAACGGAAAUAUAUUGCAAAACGUGAUGGCAGUAUGUUCGUUUGAUUUGAAAUUCACAUAUAUCUAUGCUGGAUGGGAAGGAUCUGCAAAUGACUCAAGAAUUUUAUGGGAAACUUUGAGUAAUAGAAGUAUGAUGUUUCCUCAUGCCCCUGAAGUGUGCGCCAGUAUUUGUUUUGAAUUUACGCUUUCUAUGGUUGCCAACAUAUAUUAUUAUGUUGUUGAUGCUGGAUAUCCAAACAUGCCUGGUUUUCUUGCUCCAUAUCGGGGAGUUCGUUAUCACUUACAUGACUGUAGAAGAGGAAGCAAUGGAAGGUUCACUGCAAAGGAGUUGUUUAAUUUUGGGCAUUCUUCAUUAAGGAAUGCAUUCGAGCGAAGCUUUAGAGUUCUUAAAUCUCGCUUUCCAACUUUUAGGGAUCCUUCCUCAUUUCCAUACAACACCCAGGUACAAAUAUUAAUAGCAACAUGUGCAAUUCACAAUUUCAUUAGGACGGAAUCCAAGUCUGAUGAACUGUUUGCAUAUUAUGCAAAUGAAGAAAAUGUCAUAGAUGUUGAUACAUCCCCGCCUGAUGAACCAACGUUUAGUGGUAUGUACGCACAUCAACAAAGAAGAAGUGAAAUGAAUCACGUGAGAGAUGAAAUUGCCGAUGCCAUGUAUAGGUUCCGAUACCGAAACUAG